Trifolium pratense (red clover) is the source of this 1929-nucleotide messenger RNA. RefSeq names its product cellulose synthase-like protein G1. Gene Ontology annotation, molecular function: mannan synthase activity; cellulose synthase (UDP-forming) activity. The transcript is spliced from 6 exons. The record is from RefSeq and is a predicted model, not a curated record. The coding region runs from base 85 to 1815 and encodes 576 amino acids. Gene Ontology annotation, biological process: plant-type primary cell wall biogenesis; cellulose biosynthetic process. Gene Ontology annotation, cellular component: trans-Golgi network; plasma membrane. Lineage: Eukaryota; Viridiplantae; Streptophyta; Magnoliopsida; Fabales; Fabaceae.
UUUUGCACUAUUUAUUUAGCCACACAUGUUAUUAUUUUUUUAGAUAUACAAAUUUUGUAGUAGUCAAAUUAUUAUUGAUUUGUUAUGGCAACCUUCACACUUCACAAAGAAACAGUUCAAUCAUGGUUACCUCUAAGCAGACUUCACAUAUUUUUCCACUUCAUAUGUGUCUUGUUUCUCUUUUACUAUCGUAUCAACAAUUUCAUUAUUUCCUAUCCAUGGAUUUUAAUGACACUAGCUGAAAUUAUUCUAUCAAUUAUGUGGUUUUUCAACCAAGCAUACCGGUGGCGCCCGGUCAGUCGUUCGGUCAUGAUCGAGAAAUUACCAGUCGAUGACAAGUUACCGGGACUCGACAUAUUUUUUGGAAAUAAACACCAUUUUUUGAAGAUUUUUAUUAUAAAUGACGAACCAGAAAUUCCACGCGUUGUUUAUGUGUCUCGUGAAAGAAGACCAUCACUUCCUCACAAGUUCAAAGGAGGUGCCCUCAAUACAUUGCUAAGAGUUUCAGGUUUGAUCAGUAAUGGGCCUUAUGUACUUGCAGUGGACUGUGAUAUGUAUUGCAAUGACCCAUCUUCAGCCAAACAAGCAAUGUGUUUCUUUCUUGAUCCAGAAACCUCUAAAUAUAUUGCAUUUGUUCAAUUCCCUCAAAUGUUUCACAACCUUAGCAAAAAAGACAUUUAUGAUAAUCAAUCUAGGACUGCUUUUAAGACAAUGUGGCAAGGGAUGGAUGGAUUGAGAGGUCCAGGUCUUUCUGGCACUGGUAAUUACUUGAAUAGAAGUGCAUUAUUAUUUGGGAGUCCUAAUCAAAAAGAUGACUAUCUUGUUGAUGCCCAAAACUACUUUGGUGAGUCAAGUUCAUACAUAGAAUCACUCAAGGCCAUCCGUGGACAACAAACUAUCAAAAACAAUAUUCUUUCAAAAGAAGAAAUAUUACGUGAAGCUCAAGUUGUUGCAUCUUCUUCCUAUGAAUCAAACACUAAAUGGGGCACUGAGGUAGGAUUCUCAUAUGGUAUCUUACUAGAGAGUACAAUCACUGGCUAUCUAUUGCACUGUAGAGGAUGGAAAUCAGCAUACCUUUACCCAAAAACACCAUGUUUCUUAGGAUGUGCCCCAACUGAUAUCAAAGAAGGAAUGCUUCAAUUAGUGAAGUGGUUGUCUGAACUUUGCUUGCUUGCUGUCUCUAAAUACAGCCCUUUUACUUAUGGAUUUUCAAGAAUGUCAGCUAUUCAUAACUUCACUUAUUGCUUCAUGUCAAUUUCAUCCAUUUAUGCUAUUGGUUUCAUCCUUUAUGGCAUUGUACCUCAAGUAUGCUUCUUCAAUGGAAUACCUGUUUUUCCAAAGGUGACAGACCCUUGGUUUGCAGUGUUUGCAUUCUUAUAUAUUGCCACACAAAUUCAACAUUUAAUAGAAGUCAUUUCUGGUGAUGGAUCAGUUUCAAUGUGGUGGGAUGAACAAAGAAUUUGGAUUCUGAAAUCAGUAACAAGUUUAUUUGCAAUGAUAGAGGCAGUUAAGAAAUGGUUAGGAUUGAACAAGAAAAAAUUCAACUUAUCAAACAAAGCAGCUGACAAAGACCAAGAGAAAAUAAAGAAAUAUGAACAAGGUAGGUUUGAUUUUCAAGGUGCAGCUUUGUACAUGUCUCCAAUGGUUGUUUUACUCAUAGUCAACACUGUUUGCUUCUUUGGUGGUUUAUGGAGACUAUUCAAUACUAGAGAUUUUGAAGAUAUGUUUGGUCAACUUUUCCUAGUUAGCUAUGUAAUGGCUCUUAGUUAUCCCAUUUUUGAGGGCAUAAUAACUAUGAAAAGUAAGAGUGGGUAGUGUGAUUAGACUGUUUCAAGAGUCUAAAAUGGACAAGUAUUUGUACCUUAAAAUGAAAAAUCUCCAUUGUUAUGUUUAGAUUAAUAAAAUAGCUAGUUUUAGUUUCUUUACUAA